AUGCACCUGCUAAACAUUCCAUCGUUGCGGCUCGAGUCAGUUUUCGACCCGUAUAUUCCUCAGUAUGCCAUCCUUUCGCACACAUGGGAGAACGAGGAAAUUCUACUUGACGGCAUCCGCGACCCAUGCCAACCGCUGCCCGUCCACAAGAAAGGCUUCGCAAAGGUUCAAAAAAGUUGUCGUCAGGCGCUCCAUGAUGGUUUUGGCUAUAGCAGCAGCGCCGAACUCUCCGAGGCCAUCAACUCCUUGUUUCAGUGGUAUCUUAAAUCGCGCCGCUGCUACGCCUACUUGGUCGAUGUCAACGAUCCUGCAGGCGAGCGCAGCGUGGGCUUUCAGCAAAGCCGCUGGUUUACCCGAGGGUGGACUUUGCAGGAGCUUAUCGCACCCAAAGAUGUCCGUUUCCAUGACCACAACUGGAGUUCGCUCGGCAGGAGGCAAACCAGUGGUGACGAUCCCGGCGCCUUGGAGGACGUCGCCGAGGAAAUCAACAGAACGACCAACAUAGCCCAUUCAGCGUUGCGAGCAUUCAGCGUUGCACGGAAAAUGUCUUGGGCAGCCCACCGACGUACAACACAACGCGAGGAUAAGGCCUACUGCCUGUUGGGGAUCUUUCGGGGCGAGUAUGCCCUUGUGCAAGAAAUUCUCAAGGUUUCGAACGAUCAGUCUAAAUUGGCGUUCGACCACCCGUGUACGGGAUGUGGCUAUCACACCUUUCCACAGACAGGGGUUGCUCUCCCAACAGAAUCCCCUCGAUGCUUGCGGGCUCAAUGA
This is a messenger RNA of Parathielavia appendiculata, 771 nucleotides long. RefSeq lists its product as uncharacterized. NCBI's taxonomy places the organism in Eukaryota, Fungi, Ascomycota, Sordariomycetes, Sordariales, Chaetomiaceae. Bases 1 to 771 code for a protein of 256 amino acids. The record is from RefSeq and is a predicted model, not a curated record. The transcript is spliced from 4 exons.